Cydia fagiglandana is the source of this 2722-nucleotide messenger RNA. RefSeq names its product tyrosine-protein kinase receptor torso-like (gene torso). Gene Ontology annotation, cellular component: signaling receptor complex; plasma membrane. NCBI's taxonomy places the organism in Eukaryota, Metazoa, Arthropoda, Insecta, Lepidoptera, Tortricidae. Gene Ontology annotation, molecular function: transmembrane receptor protein tyrosine kinase activity; protein binding; ATP binding. Gene Ontology annotation, biological process: positive regulation of kinase activity; cell surface receptor protein tyrosine kinase signaling pathway; multicellular organism development. The record is from RefSeq and is a predicted model, not a curated record. The transcript has 14 exons. The coding region runs from base 416 to 2722 and encodes 768 amino acids.
GGUCGCCCGGAAAACCUCCACCCCUGAGGCACAAAAAGUACAAAAUAUUAGGUACAUAUUGCAUAACGAAUCGCGAUUUACGAUGGAAAGUCAAACGCGCGGCUCACGCUGCCCAGUCCACGCUCGCGGCUCUAAAGAACGACCGCUCGGCCUAGCUACGCGCGAAUUUUCCGGACGCAUUUCAAAAUUUGAAUUUGGAACUUAUAUUUUUUAUAGUCACUUGAAACGUUGCCAGUAUUUUCAAGUGGACUCUAAUGGCAAUUGUUUUUCUCAAAUUCUUUUUUUACGACGAAAUGGUAAACAAAGAUCAUAGACAUUGAUAAGGUUGUCUUGCCGCCUAAAAAUAAACUGUCUACCCUCACUGGCUGAAAGAAAGUGCUAAUGACUGAAGAAAAAUAAAACUCGGUUUUCCAAAAUGGCGACUGGGAAAAUUACAUUUGUGUUUAGGGGGUGUAUACACUUAGUUUGUAUUGCGUGUUUGAUAAUUCGGACAGAAUCGAUUAAAAGUGAAACAGUGCUAGUGGAUGAACUAAAUUAUUCUAAUAAAACGUUAAAUACGAUUGCUGAAGAAAUCUGCAACAUUUUCACGGCACCGGACGACCCAGUAUGUUUAUCUAACUGGCUAAGUCCGCCGGUCCUAUUGGCGCCACCAUCGGAACUUAAUAUCACGAAGCUGGAUAAAGAAGUCUAUUAUGAAAUAUCGCCUUCAGAUUUCCUGCAAGCCGUUAUCAUGGUGUCGGAUGACGAGAGUCAUAUCGUACAACAUCUCCUGAUACCACCGUCUCGCAAUGAAAAAGUCUGGCUAAACUCCACUCUAAACUACACGUUUUGGACAACAGCCGUGGUUGACAACGGGACCCACUCUCCCUGGCUCCUGGGUCCAAAGUUACUUGCAUGGAAUGUCACUCAUAAAAAUGAGCAAAACAUAAAUUAUACUAUCAAUAUUGAUAGAGAUUAUAGUGACAUGAUGAGUUGCCAGUGUUCUAAUGUUAAUUUUACUUGGAAAAUCAUUAAUGGAUCGGACACAUCUUUCAGAGUAAUAAAUGACUGCCCUAUAACCAAUUUUCGCACCGAAGAGGUCAUUCAUUGUAAGCCAGGAGAAACAGAUAUCAAGUAUUCACAAGCCGUACCCUUGGGGAGCAAAUGUUACUUCGCAGUCUCAGGUUAUGGCAAAGGCGGACUUCUGUACGACAUAGAACCGCAAGCAGUCAAAAACAUCACGUUGCUCCCUGUUCCCAACGGGGAUGCGUGGGACAUUGGCGUCAGCUGGUUGCAGCCGGAACACAGCCCGGACCGGUACCGGGUCGAGCUCCAAGUGGGGGAAGAGGAAUACAAGGUCAAUGUGUCUGGGAAGGCUACAGAAAUGACGUUCUCCGGAGUGUUGGACUAUGGGCUGUACGAAUUCAGCGUGUCGGUAUGCGCAUUUAAGGGCCCCGUCUGUAUGCACGAGAGCAUCCGCGGCAUUUUUCCACGUGGCCAGGUAGCCUCCAGCUCAGUGCCGGUGCUGGGCUCUCUUCUGGCCGUGCUCUUGUUGGCAACCACGCUAGUGAGCGUUGUUGUCUGGUGCAGACGGCGCCGCGACAGGAAGGCGAAACUGCUGUUUCUUGAGGACGAUCCAGAAGACUUCCCAAAGAAGCUGUUUCCUGAGAUAAUCAGUGACCUGCCAGUUACUGAAGACAGCUGGGAGAUUCGACCAGAGAAGCUUCAGUUACACGAAGUUAUAGGCGAGGGCGCUUUUGGUGUGGUGCGGCGAGGGACGCUAGCGCCCGGCAAAGAGGUCGCGGUUAAAAUGCUUAAAGACUACCCAUCCAGAGACGAAGUGCGCUCGUUCCGCGCAGAGACAGAGCUGAUGAAGAGCGUCGGCGCGCACCCCCACGUGGUCAGCCUCGUGGGCUGCUGCAGCGGACGCAGGCCGCUGAUAGUCGCCGAGUAUUGCAGCCGCGGGGAUCUCCUCUCUUACUUGAGAUGCUCGUGGGAUGUGAUGGUUUCCAAACGCAACGCCAAAUACUGCAACAAUAACUUAGAAACAUCUAACUAUCGGAACGAUCUCUUCAAAAGUUCUCACGAACACUCCAAACUGGUGGUCAAUAAGAUGUACGACCUCAACGGAGUCUGCGACACUGAACUAACUUACGUAGACUUGCUAUCUUUCUGUCGUCAGAUAGCCAUGGGAAUGGAAUUCUUAGCUUCCAACAGAGUAGUCCACCGUGACUUGGCAGCUAGAAAUAUUCUGGUGACCAGCGAUAGGACACUGAAGAUAGCGGACUUUGGACUGUCUAGGGAUAUUUAUCAGGAGAAUCAGUAUAAGCAGAAGGGCAAUGGAAAGAUGCCGGUGAAAUGGAUGGCAUUGGAGUCUUUGACACACAGGAUAUACACUACACAGAGCGACGUGUGGUCGUUCGGCGUGGUGGUGUGGGAGGUGGUGACGGUGGGCGGCGCGCCGUACGCGGACGUGGCGGCCGCGCGCCUGCCGCGCCUGCUGCGCGCCGGCUACCGCAUGCCGCGCCCCAACGCCUGCACCAAGCAGCUUUACGACCUAAUGCUAGCCUGCUGGCAAGCGCGGCCGCGCGACCGACCGACCUUCGCCGAACUACACAGCGAACUAGACGCCAUGCUGCACUGUGCUUGCGCCGAACAAUAUCUGGCCCUGGACCUGGACAUGGAAUUGAAGCCAGAAGAGACACGGAGUGUCUACAUGAGGAUCAUGGAGUUCGCAAGGUAA